This is a messenger RNA of Caenorhabditis briggsae, 2154 nucleotides long. Gene Ontology annotation, biological process: amino acid metabolic process. The record is from RefSeq and is a predicted model, not a curated record. Lineage: Eukaryota; Metazoa; Nematoda; Chromadorea; Rhabditida; Rhabditidae. The transcript has 13 exons. The coding region runs from base 1 to 2154 and encodes 717 amino acids. Gene Ontology annotation, molecular function: asparaginase activity; protein binding.
AUGACCUACUUGACACUAACCCGCGGAAUUUCCACGCGGUUAUUGAAAGGGGCAGCCCUUCAACCCAACCGUGCUUCAUUCCGGAAGAUGUCCAUCGAUAAUUCGACCUGUCCACCAAUUAAUAUCAGAAGAUGUUCAUGUACCAGUGAAGGAUUUUCUCCGAAAAAAUCAAUUACAUCGCCGAUCUGGGACCGUCGGCCUUCGAAAAUACUUGAUGAGAACCAUCUACCGAAGCAACUUCUUGUACAACAUCACCACGAGGAUGGCGCAUUUCUUCGAAAUAUUUCAGCGACGGAACUUGUACUUGAAGUCGAUGAAACAGCUGGUACUCAACAAAUCGGUGCUCCAUCUGCAUUACCGGAAUCUCGAGUUCUAGUCCUCUACACUGGUGGAACGAUUGGAAUGAAAACUACAGAUGGAGUAUACUGCCCAGUUCCUGGAUAUCUCCCUGAAGUUCUCCGCGACAUUCCACCAUUGAAUGAUCGUCGGUACAUCGAAGAAAGCUACUCGAAUGUGGCUGUUCGUCCCUAUUCAUUGCCACCAGUCCGGCACAUGAAAAAACGCGUUGUCUAUUGGAUUGUGGAAUAUGAACCACUUCUCGAUUCUUGUGACAUGACAUUUGACGACUGGAUUCGUAUAGCCACUGACAUCAAAAAAGCCUAUCACAAAUACGACGGAUUUGUUGUUCUUCACGGAACAGACACCCUCGCUUACACUGCAAGUGCACUAUCAUUCAUGAUGGAAAACCUUGGAAAGCCGGUUAUUAUCACAGGAAGUCAGAUUCCAGUCGCAGAAGUUCGAUCCGAUGGUAUGGAGAAUCUGAUUGGAGCAUUGAUCACUGCUGGUAACUUUGACAUUCCGGAAGUCUGUGUUUAUUUCAAUAACAAACUGAUGCGUGGAAAUCGAACAGUCAAACUGGAUAAUUCAGCACUUGAAGCAUUCGAUAGUCCGAAUAUGUCACCAUUGGCACAAAUGGCUAUAAAUAUCAAAGUUAACUACGAUUCAAUCUUCCGAAGUGAUAUGGUUGCCGCAUUCACAGUUCAUGAAAACCUUUGCCGUGAUGUUGGAAUGCUUCGAAUCUUCCCAUCAAUGACCAUUGAAUCAGUUCGCGCCUUCCUUCAACCACCAACCAGAGGUGUCAUUCUUCAAACUUUUGGAUCAGGAAACAUGCCAACACGACGACAAGACAUUAUUUUGGCACUCAAGGAUGCUAUAGCGCGCGGUGUGAUGGUCGUUAACUGUUCCCAAUGUCUGAAAGGACAGGUCGAUGUGAACUACGCCACAGGCAAGAUUCUAUAUGACAUCGGAGUCAUUCCGGGAUCCGAUAUGACGUCAGAAGCAGCUAUGGCCAAAUUGUGUUAUGUAUUGGGAAAAGACGAGUGGGAUCUGCCAAUGAAGAGGAGUAUGCUUCAAGCAAACCUUCGUGGAGAGAUGACUGUUGCAACUAAAGGAGCUAUGCGAGAGCUUGAUAUCAUUCCACACAUUGCCAAAUGCCUGCGGGUUUCAUCUUCUCAAGAAGUUCAACUUCUCCGUGAUAUCAUCCUCCCACCAAUGUUCUGUAAUGCUGCCAAAACGAAUGAUGUUGAGAUUCUGAAAUCUUUGAAAGCAGCUGGAGUGAAUUUCUCUGCCACUGACUACAAUCUCCGAACUGCUCUUCACGUUGCUGCUUCGAAUGGAAACAUCGAAUCGGUUAAUUAUUUGCUCAAAAUAGGAACCAAUGUGCAUAUUAAAGAUAUGUUCGGCUACAACGCUCUUGUAUGUGCAGUGAAAGCGAAAGCGAUGGAUUGUGUCGUGGCGAUUCGAGGAGCUGGUGGUUUCAUAGAUGCCUCGUCUCAGAAAAUCGGCGUUGAACUUUGUUUGGCUGUGUACCAGAAUGACAUCGAACUUCUGAAGUGCAACGAAGCAGCCGGAACUCACAUGGGCGAGAAAGAUUACGAUAAUCGCACGGCGUUACAUGUGGCUGCGUCUCUCAACAAACCAGAAAUUGUCACUUAUCUUCUCCAAUGUGGUCUGAACCCGUACGAGAAAGAUGACUUCGGAAUCACACCAAUUGACGAAGCCCGGCGACGAAAUUUGCAGAGUAUUGUGGAUUUAAUGGAAAACAACUACCACCCAGCGCCCGAAAACGGAGAUGGAGUGUUUCAUAUGGAAUGA